Molecule: messenger RNA, 7620 nt
Organism: Saprolegnia parasitica CBS 223.65
Lineage: Eukaryota; Oomycota; Saprolegniomycetes; Saprolegniales; Saprolegniaceae
Exons: 22
Coding region: 1-7620 (2539 amino acids)
Source: RefSeq, a predicted model, not a curated record
AUGGGGGACGCAGGCCAUAGCGUCCACCUCCUGGCCGCGCAGCUCGAUACGAUCCAGCGCAAGUACGCGUACCAGGUCCACGAGACGCAGCGCCUCGAGCUUCAGGCGCAGAGCGCACACGCUCAGCUGGCGCAGCAGACCGUCCUCCAGGACGCACUCGCGACCACCGUCGUCGUCUUGCUGCAGCACUUGCGCCGGCCGAGCCUCGUCCCCGCCGUGCGCGCACUGCUCGAGCAGUACGUUGGAGCUGCCGCCAGUAUCGUUCUGCGCGUCGACAGCGCCAGCCACUGCUUUCUGACUGCGACCUCGUCCAUACCGCUUCGCGGCCUCGCGUGGCGUGCCAUCUCGGAGCAAUCCGCACUCUGCUUGUCGCUCGACGAGCUCUCUCAAGACAACGACUACUGCGCCGAGGUCGACAUCCCGCUCUUGCCAGAGUACACGGCGGAGCUUGCACUGCUCGUGCUGCCGAUCUACCCACGUACGACCGAGGUGCUACCGACAGCGGUUCUUGAAGUUCUCUUGUCGCGCCACGACUACAUUACCCACGCAUGGAAGGGGUCGUACCUUGACACCUUGGCGAUCCUCCUUGGGCCCUGCAUCGAAGUGUCUGCAUCGGCGUCCACAACCAACGCUGAACACGCCAAGGACAUUACGCACCUCCACGAUGGCAUCGGCCGCCUCCUCCAGGCAACGAGUGCAGUUGAGCUGACGGAGGCGUUGACCCAGUGGCUCGAAAGUGUCGAUGCACUUGGAAAAAAACAGCGCUGGAUCCAAGUGGGCCUCUACAAGCUCGAGCGCGACAUGGACACGAUCGUGGCGCUCGCUUCGUCGUCGUCCUCCAACGACCUGCCCAUCGAGAUGGAGGUCAUGUCAGCGACGUUGACAGCGCUCAAACUUCGCCCGGUUCUAAACACGACGCGCAAGUACCUUCUCUUGCCCCUUCGCCUCGCCGAGGAGACGUAUGGUGUCGCAGUGCACGGAGCGGUCGUGGCCGAGGACCUCGCUCGGCUCGAACGUCUCGUACCGUCCCUGCUGCAGUGCUUGCAGACCAUACAGAUCCUCGAAUUGACCUCGACACUCGAGACAGGAUUGCUGCAGCUGCUGCUGCGCUCGUCGACAGACGCUCUCGCGCAUGCUUUGCGCAGCUUUCUUGGAGGUAUGACACGCGACAACGGCGUGUGCUUCCUCUUGCGCUUGCCCCACGACCCACCUAUCACAUCCACCGACCACCACGCACGCAAGGCGUACGAGCAGCUCGCCCACGCUAUCGCAGCCAAGACCGUCGUCGUCGACCAGGAUGACGAUGUCCAGUACAUUACAAAGGCAUUUGCAGUGUCCCUCGAGACCAAAGGGGCGUUUGGCGUCGCCAUCCAGCGAUCGGCGCCCCGGGGCGCGUGGAAACUGCUUGUGCAGGCGUGCUGCACAGCGCUUGCUCUCACGUUCCAAUGCGACGCCAUCCAAUGCACUUACACCACUGCGCAGCGAGAGCACGCGGAGGUGACGAUGACACGCACCCGCGAUGCGACCCAGGUGGCCUUUCUCUCGAGCCUGUUGCAAUUGGACUCGGCAGCGCGCCCCGAGAUUACGGCGGCGGUCGAUGCCUUUUUCCGCGCGCACUUUAACGUACCCCGGGCGACGCUCUUCUGGCCAUGCGAGAAUGGCUUGCAGACAUGGGUCGCGCACCAACAGAUCCACGUGACGUCGGGCGUCCCGCUCGUGUGCGCCAUGUCCCAUGCCCUCACGCACGGAUCGCCAGCGCACCCAGCGUACGACGCGACAUUUGAUCGGCGCGCGGGAGUCGAGCCCAUGGCUGUCGUAUGCUUUCCAUUGACGCCGAUCGCGGGCUGCCUUGAAGUCGCCAUCGAUCACGCAGUCGCUGAUAUGGAGCUCUGCGUCGAGCUGCUCGUUGCGUGGCUGCCCCGCGCGAUGGCUCGCAUCGACGCCAGCACGGAGCUGGCCUCCGAACGGACGCGGCUGCAAGCGCGGUGGGACCGGCAUGUGGAGAUGUUGGCGCAAACGCAUGGCACGUGGGAUGCACUCGAGGCGAAUGUGACGUCUGCCCCCGAUCUUAUGCAGCGUGUGCAUGCCAUUGUGCCAGCCACGACGCUGGCAACCACCGCGGAUUUGUUUGUGCUGGCUGAGGAUGGCCAGCUCUGGACGAUGCGUCGAGGAGACCGCGUCGUCGCUGUUCUGGACGAAGAGCCAUUCUUCACCCAAGCACUCGAGAUGAAGAAGGCGUCGACGGGAACGUCAACCUUAGGGGCGUGGCUCUCGCCCGUCUUGAGUCGUCUGUAUCAAAGCGCGGCGACGACUCUCUAUGUGGUGCCGGUCGCUUCCAACGGCACCGUGCAGGGUCUCGUCGCCUUUGGUCGGCUCGAGGUGUUGGACGACGCAACGACGCAUCUCCUCCAGUCGUUGUCACUCUACAUCUCGAGUCUGCUCACGCGCUGUCUCGAGCAAGAUGCGUGGACGGCACGCGUCGAGAACGCCCAAGCGCUUGCCGUCUGGGCCCACGAGCAGCUGCGCGAGCUCACGACGCACCAGGUCGAGACGGAAGUCCGCUUGCUGGAGCAACGCCUCGUGGCGGCGCUCGCGACCUGCGCCGUCGACAAGAUCUCGGCCACCGCGCUGGCCAAGCGCAUUGAAGACGCAGUUCUUGCCGAGUGCACACCUUGGCUCUACUCGCACGCGUACUACCUCGCUCUCGACGGCACGCAAUCCGUGCUGACCAACCCCCGCUUGUCGAUGGACGUGGCAAUCGCCACUGGUAUGGUGGGCCAUGCCUGCCAGACCGGUAGUGUGGUGACCACGGGCUCGUAUCCUGCGAGUGUGGGCGUCACCACGGCGUUUCCGAUCGAGAAGGCGCAGUUUGCUUCCGACAUUCGCUUGGAAUCGAUGUGCGCAUCGCCUGCAUUCGACGCCCACGGGAGACUCCUAGGCGUCCUCGUCUUCAUCGCUGUCAGCGCCGCCAAAGGCCAGCGGCAUCGACAGCCGUUCGAGUGUCGCGUGCUACCGUCGCUGCAACGCGCACUGGCGCAGCUAUAUCAGCGCUGGCAACAAACAAAUGGACUCUACCACCGCCUGGAGCAGCUGCAGGACGCCAAUACCAAGGUGAAAGACACGGCAGCGAUCGCCGCGAGCUCCGUCACGACGUACGCCAAGCAGCUCGACUGCGUCACGCAGUGUCUGGCGCUGGUUCAUACCGUCUUGUCUGCGUCUGCGGAGGCCGCACCUUCGCUGGUGGAGAAAGCGACUCAAAGCCUCUUGGACCUGGGGUAUGUGCAGUGGCAUGACGCGAGUGCGCUUGCAGCUGGCGCGGUAUGUCGGUCGCAGGCCGAAGCCAAGCACGUCGCAGCCGUCUACGCACAGACGCAAUCGAGGAUCGAGACGCCUGCCUCCCGCAUCAAAGAAGAUAUAAAUGUCCUCUGCGUGCCGAUCUACAACCCUCAUGAGCCGCGCCGGCUUCUCGGUAUCCUCUACGGCACCCAAGAUUCAUCAUCAUCAUCGUCGUCGACGCACGCGACGGACCGACGCUGGGUGCUCUUGGCGUGUACAAUCGCGCUCAGUGUGAAUGACACGCGCGGGGCCCACGCCAGCAACGCGGCAACGCAGGAUCGCGCGUUAGCCGAGUACGCGGCGACCGCCACGUCGCUUCAGACACAGCUACGAUCAACGCAAGGCGCCAUGGCCUUUCUCCAGAAUGGCUACGAGUGCAUGCACGCGCUGAGUCGCACGGAGACGAUCUUUAGCGCUGUGCGGCAGCUGCUGCCGCGACUGCUGCAGACGACCGGCGCGGUGGUUUUGUACGUGGCCGACCACACACGACGGGUGCUCUGGAGCCUCGAGCCAAAAGUCGAGGUCGCGUUCGGGGACGGACCAGUCGGGUCGUGCCUCUUUACACAUGAGCCGUCGACGUUGGAUCGACAUCCUGGCAAUCUGCAGAACCUCCACGACAUGUACCUGCCAUUGUGGCAUCAGGACAAGACGCCACGUACGCUUCUCGGCGUCUUGGAGGUGCAGUGUCGAGAUGCCAUGCCGGCGGCCGACUACCUCGCAUUGCGGCAGCGCGUGCUCGUGCUGCUGGAGGAGCUGCAUCUGGCGAGCCAUAUCGACCACGCCCUCGCACGCAUCGCGACGAAAGAGGCGCUCGUUCAGCAAACCAAAACCGCCGACCAAUUCCAUGCGUCGCAAGCGGUGGACUCUGCGAAGAAGCGUCAGCUGGAAUUGGCGACAGCAGCGACGAUGGCAGCAAAUCGGGUCAUUGCGCACAUCCAGCAAUGGCCUACGAAGCGGGACUUCUGGGGCCAUGCGCUCGAGAGCAUCGAGGAAAACUUGGGGCAGCUGCCAAGUGCCCACGAAGCGCACGUCUACGUGGCCAUUCCCAAGGAAGAUCGGCUUCAGCGCCGCCGUACCGUCUUGGUGCCAAGUCACGACAGCAAAGCGAUGGCAAUGGUGCAGCUUCUUCUCGACGAGGACCGCGCCGCCGACGGUCUCGCCUUCAAGCUCGUCAAGCAAAGACCGUCCUCCUCGGCAAUAUCCACGGACUUGGAGGCGGCGAUCGCCACCGUCUUUCCAGCGUGGUCUGUGACGCUCAGCGAGUCGACGCAUCUAUGGUGCUGUCUCCGCGUCAAGCUCACGGAAGAUUGCAUCGUGCUCCUCGUCGUUAUCAUCGAGCACCCGACCGAGGCGUAUCAGUACUGGCCAUGGCUGCGGCUGCUUGGCAGCCUCGCGUGCCAGCUCGUGGCCCACACCCUUGCGAUUGAAAGCCUCGGUGAAAAGUACAGCCAGCAAAAAAUGCACUUUUUAUCGGAUGCGAACGGCGUUGGUAUGGACCUGCUUCGGCUGACGCGCGCGACCGAGUCGGCGACGUCACGCGCAGCGUUUGCUCAAAUGGUUGCCGGUCAUGUCAAGGUCAUGCUUCACGCUGCUCGCGUCGAGUUGCAGUGGCGGACGACGACCACAGAGGACGCCGAGGAAGCCGCCGGGAUCGCUGCCCAUGCCACGUUCGUCCGGCGGUCUGAGAGGAGCGUCUCGAUCGUCCUUCGAUCUCCAGACGACGUUCUUGUGGGUCUUUUGGACAUUGACGCGUUUGACACGUCGUUGGCCAAGACGACAGGUCUCUGGGACCAGCUGGCGUUCGUGAUGGGGCUUGCGUACAAGCAGUGGACGCUGCAGCACGCCCUUCAGGAUGCCGAGCACGCGACCUUGGCCAAGAACGACGCCUACCAAGCGCUGGAAGCGGCACACGCCGAAUUGACAAGUGCGCUGCGCUCCCACUCGCUCGAUCGUGAGCACGAGACCCGUGUCGUGACCCACGGCUUGCAAGAGCUUCUCAAGCUGCUCCAGGCUUCGCCCAGCGACUGGUCGACUGACAAACUGUGCAAAGCCAUCGGUGCGCUGCCAACGAUCCAGAUGGUGCGAUUGUUUCGCGCGGACGCUAACCACUUGGAGCUUCUCGCGGUUGUUGGGGCGUCGAGAGGCCCGGUGACGACCUAUCUCGGACACCUCGGUGUCGCCGGGCUUGCUUUGCAGUCCGAGACGCCCGUCGUGCUGGCUGCCCACGAGCUCGCGGCCAGUCCGUACCAUGCCGACGUUGAUGGCUUUCUGGAUGUGGACGCUCCCCACCAAAUGCUACUCAGUGUCGCGGCGAAACCAGCGUCGAUGGAUGUUUUGCCAAUGAUUUUAGUAGUCCAUGCGACCACAGGACCAGCUACGUCGGCCACAGCGCCCAUUUGGACGCUCUUGACGUCGUUGCUCCAAGCCGUUCUGCGCCUUGGAGUGGCGCAGCAAGCCACGGAUGCCCGCGUCGCAGUGCACACCGAGAAGCUCGCGGAUGUCGCCAACGAACGCGACGCGCUGCUCCACCAAGUCCACGAACUGCAAGACCACGUACGCGACCGCGUCCAGCUCCUCGACUUUCAACAGAUUCUACUCUCGCUGCAACCGGAUGCAUUGGCGUCAACGUCGCUCCCCGAACUCUCCAUGAGGACAACGCAGGCGCUGACAACAAUGGUGCCUCAAUCACUCCUGCAGCUCUACUGGUGCACGCGUGAGCAGUUUUUUUGGGUCGACCCACUCGACCAGUCGAUCAAGCAAAUGCCAGCAUCAGCCUUCGUCGACCACGAUACCCAGCGCGCCAUUCUCAGUGGCGCCACCGUGCAGACGUACAAGAGUGCGACGCUUGAACACAAGCUGCUCGUGUCGCUCCAGAGCCCAACGACCAAUUACGUCCUUGGGCUUCUUCAAGCGUCCCGCUACGAAGUCGCCUUCUCGACGUUUGAAGUCGACCUCCUCGCCCAGUUUGCCAAAUUUCUCUGCAGCCAUGUGCAGCGACUUGUCGAAUCCGACAUGGCCAAGGACGCGGCGUCGCGCCGGCAGACAUCACGACUCUCGACGCUUGCGCAGCUCUCGACGGCUGUAACUGCAAGCCUACCAAAGCACCCGCUCUGGGUGCACGACAGCGUCCACGCCUCGUUUUUCGCUCCCGAUGCAGCUGAAAAACCAGCGCUGGUAGCGUGGUUUGAGAGCCAAGUGCGGCUUCAGGCACUCGACACAACCGUCCUAUCGAUUCCGUCCGUGCACGACGACGACCGCUGCCGGCGCGACACUGCUUUCUGGAAGAAGCACGCAACCGAGAGUCUUCUCCUCUUUGAUGUGCGCGUUCAGAAUGAAGUCGGUAGUGUCCUCGUCCAGUCUCCAACACUCAGCUUCUUUGACGAUGUCGCUGACGCCGUCGCACGCGACGAGCUCGCACCCGCCUUGACCAAGGUAUUCGCGGCCGUCCUAUCAACGACCGCACUCACAACGACGUCGACCGCUCAAGAAGCCUUGUACAGCGAGGUGCACACCCAGGUCGACGACCUUGUGGCCAAAUGCGCCGCCAUCUCGGACGAAUCCCGGGCCAUGCAAGCGUGCCUGGGCUACCUCGCGGAGCUCUACGCAGCCGACGACGAAGCGUCCGUGCGCAGCACGGCGCAGGACCACCUUCAAUUGCUCUUUCCGUUGUACGAAGUCGUCAUUUCGAGCGAGAAGAACCGACUCAACGCGCGUUGGUGCAUGCCGUUGGGCCAUACUCUCUGCGUGUGGCUCAGUAAUGGCAGCGACCCAUCAUCGCCGGUGCCGGGGCCGUGGACGCAUGCAAACGAGACGAUUUGGCUCCAGUACACGUCGGCACUGCGCACCGUGCUUCAGCGUGUGCUCACCGCCAAAGCCGAAAAGGAAGCGCAGCUAAAGACGCUUCAUUCGCUGCAGAAGCGAGAGCGCGACGGUAUGCGGGCGCUGCAAGCCGAGCUGGAUGCGAGCCAAGACACGAUCCAGCAGCUCCAGGCGACGAUCGAUGAUCUUGGCGCGCGAGACGCUCAGCACCGCGAGCUCAAGGCUGCUCAAAAGCAGUCCCAUCGGCGGGAAAAGGAGCUCGAGCAACAGCUUGUCCAGCAAGCCAUGGAAAUUCGCGCUUUGCGAAAAGAGGCCAAGCGCCGUAUCGGGUCGAAUGUAGCGGCUAUGAGUCACGCCCGAAUACGCGGUCUCGGUCAAGAGCUCAAGGAACUCGCCACCCUCGAAGCGACCCAAGUUGAGAAGCUCCAGGCCAAGACAAGGCGGUCCUUUGAGACACAAACUUGA